UGUUGAGCCACCAAGGUGGCAACCUCGCAACCACAAAUGUUGUUUUGUUUUGUUUAGCGCGUAUUUAUUCCUGUAUUUUUGCCGCCAUGAAAAUCCUCUGCGAGGUACAGGUGGUAAAUCGGACUACACAGGCCAACAGAACACCGCGGCCCGUGAAAUCCACACUGGCCAUCGGCUACAAGCAGAGCGCCCGGGAUGACAACGGCAACACCAAGAAGGAACUGGAAAUGGUGCUCUUUAGUGGGCAAAGCAAGACGGGCAGCCGCUAUAAGGUGCGGGACAACAUCCACGCCGUGCACACCAAGUUCGUGCUGGACGGCAAGGCCACAAUUGGGUUCAAGCAGCCGGCGGAGAACCUGCUGAUCAAGUGCGAUCCCAUCCAGCUGAAGGGAUUCCUGCAGACCCUCAAGCUGGGCAUGGAGGGCAAGGACGCUAUUAACCUGAGACUGAACAUCGCUGCCGCCACGGCCAUACCACAGAAGGCGCAACCCCAAGUAAAAAUGGUAAUCAGCAAGCGGAGCGAGUACCCCAUCAAGGGAUUCCCGCGCACCCUCAAGUCGCUGACCAUCAAUAACAGCCAGCUGGUGAAGCUCAGCUUCGAGAUCUGCUCGCUGCGCAACCUGACCAAGCUGGACGUCAGUGGCAACAAGCUGACCAAGAUUCCCUCGGAGCUGGGCCGCCUGGCGCUGAGCUCGCUGCAUCUGGGCAGCAACUGCCUGGGCGAACUGAACGACUGGUGCUGGCUGCGCGGCACUAAGCUGAGCCAGUCCCUCGGUGAGCUGGACCUAUCGAGCAAUGGACUGACCCACUUUCCACCCCCGCUGGUCAAAUGCGAGCGCUUGGUCUCGCUUAAUCUAAACGACAAUCAACUGAUACGACUGCCGUUCUCCAUACGCCGACUGCAGGCACUGCGAAAGCUUCACGUGUGCAGCAACAAGCUGGAGUCGCUGCCCUCGGCCAUCGAGGACCUGCACAUCGAUCUGCUGGACGUGUGGGGCAAUUGCUUCAAAGCCUUCAAUAGCGAGGAGGCCCAGCAGUUGGCUAAGCGAACGUCGGGUGCCAGCUCGCCGCAACCCCUGUGGCUGCAGGCGGCCCGGGCUGUGGCCAACUAUAAGUUGCCUCUGCCGGCGGGCUCCUUGCCCGCUGUGCUCAUUGAACUCAUCUGUGAGGCGCCCAAGUGCCUGUGCGGUCAGCUCUGUUACGCGCUAAGCAAAGAGGAUCUCCUCCAGCGCGUCGUUCAACCGAAGUUUACAAACAUUAAGAACCUCACGUAUAGUCGCGAGCAUCAGAUCUAUGCGGAUGUGGUCAUCUGUGGCCCCACUUGCAGUGCCUCGCAGCAGCUGAAGGGUCUGUUUAGUCUAGUGUUUCCCUGAAGCAAGUAAUGUUUUUACCCUAAGUUAGAUUAAGUCAAAAUUUAUUUUUUUUAGGUUAUCAAAAUUUUCAUUUCAUUUUUGUUUUCAUAUAGGCAUGUUUUUAUAUUUAAGCUGCCAAUAAAAGCGAUUUUAGUAAGAGUA
Drosophila kikkawai is the source of this 1514-nucleotide messenger RNA. It is a transcript of the gene Lrr47, whose product is annotated as Leucine-rich repeat 47. Gene Ontology annotation, molecular function: protein binding. The record is from RefSeq and is a predicted model, not a curated record. Lineage: Eukaryota; Metazoa; Arthropoda; Insecta; Diptera; Drosophilidae.